AUGCUCGAUAUUCAUUAUUUUCUUGUUGAGAAGGGGGGAGAUCCUGGAUUGAUCAAAAAGUCCCAAAAAAAACGGGGGAAUUCCGUUGAAGUUGUCGAUCAUAUUAUUGCUUUAUAUAAGGAAUGGACAAUAGAGAGAUUUAAUCUUGACGCUCUUAAUAGGGAUAUGAAUAUUAUUCAGAAGGAAAUUUCAGCUAAAAUCAAGUUAAAAGAAGAUAUAUCAUCUCUUUUAUCAAGAAAAAAGGAUGUUGAGGAGAAAAGGAAGCAUACUGAGGCAUUGGAGGUAGAAAAACUGUGUACUUUAAAGCAAAAGUUAAAUACAGUUGGAAAUAUUGUACAUGACUCAGUUCCUGUGAGCAAAAAUGAGGAAGAUAAUGAAGUGUUACGUACAUGGGAACCGGAAGGGACAGUUGAAAAAAAGAAUUGUUUAUCACAUCAUGAACUUUUAACGAGGUUAGAUGGUUAUGAUCCUGGAAGAGGUGUAAAAAUAGUGGGUCAUCGAGGAUAUUUUCUGAAAAAUUAUGGAGUCCUUCUUAGCCAAGCAUUGAUUAAUUAUUCUUUAAAAUUUCUUAUAGAAAGAGGAUAUACUGUUUUGCAGACGCCACAGAUGAUGAACAAGGAUAUAAUGGCUAAAACAGCUGAACUUAGUGAUUUUGAUGAUCAGCUUUAUAAGGUGAUAGAUGGAAACGACGAAAAAUAUCUUAUUGCAACAUCUGAACAGCCUAUUUCUGCUUUUCAUUCUGGCGAGUUGUUUGAGAAUCCUUCUGAACAACUUCCAAUAAGAUAUGCGGGAAUUAGCACUUGUUAUAGAAGAGAAUCAGGCGCUCAUGGAAAGGAUACUUGGGGAAUCUUUAGAGUUCAUCAAUUUGAAAAAGUUGAACAAUUUUUGAUUACUUCUCCAGAAUCUUCUUGGGUUUUAUUUGAAGAGAUGAUUAAUAUUGCAGAAGAAUUUUAUAAAUCUUUGCGUAUUCCUUAUAGAAUUGUUUCCAUUGUUUCUGGCGCUUUAAAUAAUGCCGCUUCAAAAAAAUAUGAUUUGGAAGCAUGGUUUCCAUUUCAAGGCGAAUAUAAGGAAUUGGUGAGUUGUUCAAAUUGUACAGAUUAUCAAUCUAGAAAUCUUGAAAUUCGAUAUGGAAUUAAGCGUUCAGGAGAUAGAGAAAAGAAAUAUGUACACUGUUUAAAUUCUACUUUAUGUGCAGUAACAAGAGCAUUAUGUUGUAUAUUGGAAAAUUUUCAAACUUCGGAUGGCAUAAAUAUUCCUGAACCUUUACAAACUUAUAUGGGAGGGAAAACUUUUAUUCCUUUUGUUAAAGAUUUGCCUAAUAAUAAAAUGUGUCAAAAAGAGAAGGUUUAA
Molecule: messenger RNA, 1350 nt
Organism: Pneumocystis murina B123
Lineage: Eukaryota; Fungi; Ascomycota; Pneumocystomycetes; Pneumocystales; Pneumocystaceae
Product: serine-tRNA ligase
Exons: 8
Coding region: 1-1350 (449 amino acids)
Biological process (GO): seryl-tRNA aminoacylation
Cellular component (GO): cytosol
Molecular function (GO): serine-tRNA ligase activity; tRNA binding; ATP binding
Source: RefSeq, a predicted model, not a curated record